AUGGACGAUUUUACAGAGUCUGCGGCAAGACAGCAUCAUACUAAUAAAAGUAUCCAUGCAAUUUUGCAAAAGCAAUUGGAACAAUUACUUCAACAGCUCCCUGAAUCUUUGACAAAACCAAUCUAUGCAAUAGAUGCUGUUGACGGCAGUAUUAACAAUCAAUUUGAAGAACGUUUACAGCAAGAAAGGAAAAGUCACGCAGGCAAACGUAUUAUACUCAUUCCAUACAAUUUAGAAAAUUCGCAUUGGGUUGGAAUUUUGAUAGAAUUUGAAACAGACGAACAAAUUCAACGAGCCGAUUAUAUUGAUUCUAUAAAGCAAUCUAAUAUCAUUCCAUACAAAUUACAAAUGCAAUUUACUAACGUAUACGCAGAUGCUAUUUUACAGGCUAAAAAUUUACGAAAACAAGAUGAUCCAAAUGAAAGUGCAGAGUUAAUGAUUGACAAUUUAUUAACAGCAGCCAUAGAUCUCAUCAUCAACGAUCCAAAAGAUCGUUAUAUUCAUAGAACAGCUUCAUCAAAACGAGAAGAUACAAAACCGAUACUUUUGGAAUUAGUCCAGAAGUUAACCAGUGGUUUAGAAAACUGUGCAAUUGAAGAUGUACGAAAACUACCAGAUGCAAUCGCCGAUAUAAGAAAAAAAAUCGAAAAGUACGAAAAAAAAGACAAAUCUAAAGAAAUCGAAAAACACAAAAUAUAUUUAACAACUUUAAACGAAUUGGCACUACUCGCCAAUGAAAUCGCUACUAUUUUAAAAGCUGAUACGACUACUGACGAAACCAAACUUCAAUAUCUCGAACAGAGAUUGGAUAGAGGGUUGGCAAAAUGGAAAAUUCAAAAUAUUACUAUGAUAUACGAAAAAAUUCAAGAAACAGAAAAUAAAAUUCUACAAUACGAAAGAAGCUGGAGAAAGAAAGAUGCCGAAAGAAAAAAAGAACAAUUAAACGAAUUGAAAGAAUUACUUGAACUUUCAAAAAUGAUUGACAGUCUCAAAUCAUGUGUAAUUCUUAAUGAAGAAAAACAAAAACAAGAAGAUCCUAAGACUCUGGAUCAAGAUUUGGCGAAUAUGCCUUCCUGCGCUGAGAAAAUGGUCAUGGAACUUCUUGAAUAUUGUGAGCGAAGAUUACUUGAAGAUUGUACGAAUUCAAAAAACGAAGAUGAAGCCGAUCGAUUGUUCACUCACCUGCAAGAUCAGAUGAAAAGGCAAGACAUGUUUACGGAUGAAAUUAGGUUUACUCUUCAGGAUAUAAAUAGAUUUAUACAUAGUAACAAUAUAUUAUCUGCGGUACGUCUUCUAAGAGAACUCUUGAGAAAAAUCAGGCCACUAAAUUUACAGCAGAUACAAAGACUCUUGACAAAAGCAGAACACGCAGCUACAUUAAUGCGUGAUAAAGAAAUCAUAUUGUUUGUAGGUGCGACUGGAACAGGAAAAUCUACCACAGCUCAAUUUCUUGCAGGUUCUAAGAUGAAAAAGAUUCAAGUACAAGUUACUUCUGAAAUAGUUCUAGAACAUAUUAUGGUAGUUGAGUCUACUAAGCAUCCUGACUUGAACAAUUUGAUUAGUAAUUCACAGAAGAAGUGUGAAACUCAUUGUAUCAUACCUGUUACAGUACAAUUAAAAGAUAUUUUCGGUCCUAAUGAAGUUGGUGAACUUACAAUAUGUGAUACGCUGGGUUUUUGUGAUACAAUAGGUCCAGAAGUAGAUGUUGCUAAUUCUACGGCCGUUCUCGAAGCUUUUCAGAAAUGUAAGAGUAUCAAAAUACUUGCUUUUUCAAGUUAUGCGAGUUUAGGUAACAAAGGACGAGGUAUUCAGAAAUUGGCACAUAUGUUGAUCAGUAUGCUGCCUGGGAUCGAGGAUAGACUUGACGCUAUUUUCUAUGUGUUUACAAAAUAUCCUGAGACAACUAAUAUUACGAAUUUAUUAGAAAGUAUUAAGACGUUACAAGUCGAUGAAGAUUCUUCUUUACGAUGGGACACCGCUUUCAUAAAAAUAUUAUCAGAUAUGAUUGAAAAAACUAAGAAGGGUGCCUACAAAUUAGAUCCUGUUCAUGGAGAUCCAAAAGUUUUGAUUCGAGAAUUACAGCGUCUCCGUGGUAUUCUACGUCCGGGCGAAAUUUUUCGAUAUCCGAUGAGAGAAGAAACACAGAAAACUGUAAUGAAUCAAGUAAAUAGAUACAAGAUGAAUAUAAUUUGUGCACUAAAACACAAGGAUAUUACUCUUUUAAUUUAUUAUGUUAAUAGUUUAAAGACGUUGAAAGACUUAACGAAGAAAAGUUCCGUUCGAGAUGCCUAUGAAGAUUCUAUUGAUUUUAUAUCGAAAAACUUGGAAGAGUACUCGAAAGAAGUAAUGAACAAAUUAAAUCGUACUUUGACUAGUUGCGAUGGAUUGAGAGAAGAGGAUAUUGUCAACUAUAAAACAUGUAUUGAAUACAUUCAAACCGUGCAAGGAUUGAGAGCACAUUUAGGAUCAAAACUAAUAUCAACAGCAACACUUAUGCAAAACAUUCAUUCUGAACUUCAGCAAAGAAGUCUAGCUUUGACUGAAGAACCUUUGACUAGUCCUUUAGUCGGAAUGCAUUUACAUAAUCUUUUAUUGUUGAAAAAUUCUUUUCAAGAACUUCAACCACAAUAUAAUCAAAAUUGUAAAGAUUUCGAAGAACGAUAUGAAAAACUAAUACAAACUGCGCCUAAACUCAUUUCUAUUAAUGAUUUUCAAGCUGUAGCCGAAACUAUUCUUACGAUAUCUCAGUCUUCAUCUAUUUUAAAAGAUCAUUUAGGUGAAUAUGUUGAAGACAAAUAUUGCGAUAUCAUAAAAUUACUCUUGCGACAUUUGAGUAGUUUUUCAGAAAAAGUAGUUCCUCUUUUGGAGAAGAUACAAUUGAACGAUAAUGAUCUCGAAAUUUUGAAAAAUUGUUUCUCAAUACUGAUAUCAGCCAAAGAAAAUUCUGCGCUUCAAGAUCGUAUUUCUACAUAUGUGGAAAAGUUGAAAAAGAAAAGUAGGAUGUUAGAUGAAUAUGAAUACUCAUCACAUCGUAUCUCAGAAGAUACUGUUCAAGAUAUAAACGCAAUAUACGAUGGAUUCAUAGAGAAAUUUAUUAGACAUUUUGAUGAGAUCAAUCAAAGAAUUAAGGAAUAUCUUGAGAAAGAUAGAGAUUAUGCUUUAGAAUACAUAGAGAAAUUGGUUAUUCAAAUGGAAAUUUUACGUACUAUGCCCGAAGUUGAGUCAAAAACGGCUGGAACAUAUUUUCGUACGGUUGAAAAAAUACGUGGAUACGUACAAGAGUUACAGAAAACGGCAGAACAAUUUCUAAUUAGCAUUGACAACCAAACAGGAAUAAUUAGUUUUAUGCAUUUCGCACGAUCAUUGUCACGUUUGGAAAAUGCACAAUGGAUCAAUCGUAUUAAUCCAGGAAUGUACGAUACACUUAUGCAACGUAUCACAGAAGAUUUAAUGCGCUAUGCUCAGCAAUUAGAAGAUCGUUUGAUAAAACUAGAUUUAACUUUGAAGCAUCCCGACAAUAUUAGUAUAGCACAGGAAAUUCUUGUAAAAAUUGAAUCGAUGACUGUUUUCGAAUGUAUUAUUCCACAACUUCAGACAUGUAGAAAACGUGUAUUUGAACAUUUUUAUCGAUCUACGCAGAGAACGUUCGAUCAUAUUCAAAAGACUUUUAAUCUGCAAGAUGAAACAGUGUAUAAAAUAAAGCAGGAACUAAAAGAACUCGAACAAAUAAAACAUGAAUACAACAAUUUGCAUCCAGCUCGAGUAUAUCUACGAAAACAAGCGUAUCCCGAUUUAAAUACACUGGAUCGUGAGAUCGCACCUCUAAAAAAUGAUGAUUAUUUAAAAGAACGUGGUCAUUCGAUAAGAAAAGAAUAUCAUUCAUUAAUGACGUCACAUGUUUCUAUGUCACCUGAAGAGAUGAGUUUUCUACAAGAGAAAGGCUUUCAGAGUGUUGAUUUACUAGACAGGAUUAUUCAAGAGAAAAAGAAAAUGAUUGUUGAACGUGAAAAGAAUAAGCAACGAUAUGAUUUUAACGAUAGAUUAGAUGUUUCAACAGUGAAUAACGCAAUUGUAUAUCUUAACAAAUGUGAAAACGUGAGUCAUGUUUGUGUUAACGAAAUUGCAACUGAUACUAUUCGAAUCCUACAAGAUUAUAUAGGUGAAUACAGUAAUUUUCUAAAUAAGGAAAUCAGUGCAAGUUUUCAGCAAGCAUGCUCCAUCGAUGCUGAAGGAGAUCGUCUACAAUACUCAUAUGAUUUACAAAUGCGAUUACAAGAAUUAGCCACUCUUAGUAGAUAUACACAUGUUUUCGAAUGCAUUGAUGGAGUUGAGAAGCUUGCAUAUUGGCAUCAACGAUUUCUUCAGUAUUAUCAUACGUUAAGUUAUAAUAUGGAGCAAUCGAGAGCUUCGAAUAGGAGUCAAGAUUUAAAAAGUCAAUUAAAUAUUGCACAAACAUUGAGUUGUUUAGAUAAAGUUUGUGGAGACGUGCUUGGAAAUGUUGGAUUUCAAAGUUUAUAUAGACAGUAUCAAAACAAAGUUGAUGAAGAAAUUAGAGAAGCCUAUAGAAUUGUGUUAGAUUACAUAUCUAAACGAGAUUAUGCAAAUGUAGAUAUGAUACUACGUGGCAUUAAUAUUAGUAGUUUAAAUCCGAGAGAUCUAGCUCAAAUUCAACAUGACUUAAGUAACUCAUUAAAUGUAUUGAUGAAGAAUAUACGAAGCAUUGUUCAUUGGUUAGAUGGAAAAAUUGAAAGAGAAAAUAAUCGGAGUCAAAUAAAAGAAAUCAAAGAUAACAUUGAGAAAAUUGGAAUAGCUGUGAGUAAAACUAAUAUCAUGGAGUUACUUGAUAGUGGAACUCAAAAUUCUUUUCGAAAAUUUGAAAAUGAAAUCAAUGAACUAUUAUCUCGAAUUAUUAUACGAGGACUUGAUGUAAUUGAAGCUUUUCUAAAUGUCGAUAGUUUUGACGAGGCUAAACAAAUCAUGGAAAAUCUCAGUUGGGUACAACAUGAAUUAGCAGAUCAUUAUACAUCGAGUUUAGUUAUCGAGAAGACUAAUGAACUAAGAAAACGAUUCGAUGAUAUAGUUGUUGCGAUUUUAAAACGAUAUGAUUUUACAGAUAUUGACAACUAUUCUGUGAAUCCGCCUAAAGACCUUUUAGCAAAAUUGAAGACGGCUGCAUCACGUGGUGAUGUUCAAUUUCAUCAAGCUUACAUUUCUAUGUUGGGAAACAUUCGAGAAAGUUUUAGUCAAGCUAUAGAUCAAGUACGUAGUGCUUCUUUGAAUGAACGUCCUAAAAAAAUACGUUCGUUCAAAAAUGCAUUAUGCUUCUUACCAGAUGAGUUACAAAAUACAUUUAAAUUGCAGAUCGAUGAAUUGGGUAAUUCAUUUAUGGAUGAAGAAAAAACACAUAAACGUGAUUUAGAUGAAGUUCUCAGACGUACUGAUGAUGAUGAUCGUACUAUUAAAAAAAUCGCUGGAUUUGCUCAAAGAUAUAAAGACCAAAAUAUGCAUGAACUUUUUGAAAUCUUACGUGCAGAAAUUUCCAGAAGACUCUAUGAUUAUCAAAUAGAUGUAGAAACUUCGUUGAACAGGCAAGAUAUGCAGUCCGCUAUUGAUAUCGUGAAGAAAAUUAUCCUAUAUAGAGAUUCUAUAGAUUCUUAUUUUCCCGAAGUAGUAGGAAUUUAUAAAAAUGUUCGUGAUCUAAUAGGUAAACAUUUUUCACAUUGCGCUGACACUCUUACAAACAUAGCAACAAUAGAACAAUGUCAGAUUGUUGAAAAAGCGUUUAGCAAUAUGAUCAUUUGUAUUGAUUUUUCUAUGACGCUCGGUACAAAAGACAAAAAUUUUGUACCUGAUAAUGUUCUGCAGAAUGGUUGCAAAAAAUUUCAGAAUAUGUGCGAGUAUAUCGAUGAAAAUUCUAAAAACUAUCGCUUAGCCAUUAGUAAGAUGAAUGUUAUUGAAUUACGUCAAGUUUUAAUAGUAGCUAAGCAAUGGGACGUACUUGUACGAAAUAUUCGACAAUGGCGUCCACAACAUUCUUCAAUGGAGAAAUAUUUACAAGGUAUUACAAAUGUGAUCUUGCAUGCAGAUAUGAUAAUCGAAUUAGAAAGAGCAAUAAAUAAUUUGAUAGUACAAUUGAAUGUCGAUCUCAUUAGUGACGAAACAACACGAUUUGAAAGACGACGUGAAGAAUUUUUCAGUCAUCUCAUGAUAUUGAUUAGUACACUGAGAAAUAUAAAUUCAAAGUUGAAAGAUCUUUUACCGUUCAAAUUAGAUAUAGAGAAGUUAGAAGAAGAAAUCAAAAGAAAAGUUAAACGACUAGGUGAUCAACUUCUUAGUAUAGCAUCAAAAUCAGAUCUAUCACAACGGGAUUCCGAUAAAUUUCGUACGUAUUACAAUCAUCUUUCAUCCUUUAAUAGACACAUAAUUCUAUCAGAUUUCGAUGUUCGACAUGUGUUAGAUGCAGCGGAGGAAAAAAUUUUCGAAACAAUAGCAUCUUUAUCUAGAGAAACAGGCAAUUCUGGUUUGGAUGUUGCAAAAGUAGCUGAACUACUUAUAAAAAUGAAAUUUUUCGCGGAAAAUCUAUUGAUGUUUGAUAGUAAAAUUAAUGCAGAAAUCGAUGAGAUUCUAAAAAACUACAAAAUAAAAGUGGGUACAAAAGCAUUUAUGAAAUUGCCGAUAGCUCUAGAAAAAACAGAUAUAGGUGCUAGAUUGAUAGUCGAACAUGCAUCUUUGGCAGGUGAAGAUUGGCGUAGACGGCGUGAAAAAAUGCAAAAACAAGAUGAUAUUGAGUACAUGCUCAGAGAACUAGAUGGAGAUGAUAUUGCUACGGACAUAUUACGAAUACAAUAUUACAAUUUUCGAAAAACCUAUGACAGUCUGAUAGCUCGUCAUUUAGAAUUACUUGAUCAGAUGUCUAACACAGAGCCAAAUCUCGACAUAUUAAUUUCAGAAACGAAACUGAUCGUAGGAACAAUAGUUCAGAAACAUCGUAAUAGUGUUCGUUGGAAUAAUUCUUUUAAGAAAAAGAUUUCGGAUUUGUUGGCGCAUAUUUUUGCUGUAUGGACUUUAAAAAAUACACAACAUUACAAUGCUAUGCGUGGCAUUGAAGCAGCACAGGCAUAUCUACUGAUGCCACAUGUUGGACAAGUUAUUGCUAUUUUCCGUAUUCUUGGUAUUGGCUAUCAAGGAUAUGAUGAUUUGUUGAAUAAUUUAGUACAAAUAGGAACCGGUGAAGGAAAAUCAGUUGUCAUGGCAGUGACUGCAUGUGUAUUUGCAUUAAUUGGAGUUGAUGUUAAUUGUUCUUGUUACAGUGAAGUACUGAGUAUGAGAGAUAAAAAUGAUUUUGCUCCGGUGUUUAGAGCACUCGGCAUCGAAGAACGUAUUGAAUAUGGUACUUUUAAUAGAUUGUGUGAGAAUUUAUUGAAUGAACAAUGUAAUGUGAGAGAUAAAGUAUGUGAAAUGAUUGUCAAUAAUAGCAGUACGAUAGAUGUAGCAACAAAAUCAGUACGCAUAGAUCCGAAAGUAUUGUUAAUUGAUGAAGUCGAUGUUUUUCUAAGCGAAAAAUUCUAUGGUGGAACGUAUUCACCUUCAGUGUAUAUUAAAGAUUCCACUAUUAACAUAUUGCUGGAUACAAUCUGGAAAAAUAAAACAAUACAAAAUUUGAAUGUUGUCAAAAAUACACAAGCAUAUAAAGCAUGUGCUACUCGUUUUAGUAAUUGGAUUUUUCUUUUCGAUGAAGCGAUAAAAGAUAUGUUGAUUGCUCUAGAAUCUUUUCAGUCUUCAACGUAUAUUGUACAGAAUGACAGAAUUGUUUAUGUGGAAGGUGAAUCGAUAGUCGAUAAUGUUGUCCAUGGUUACAGUACAAUAUGGGCCUAUUAUCAUGAACAUGAGAAAGAUAAUAUCAGUAAGGUUAGCUUGGAAACUAAUGUAGGUAUUAUCGUAAACUGUGGAACAUUUUCCUAUGCUGAAAUGCCACAUGAAUUCGCUUAUAUAACUGGUGUGACCGGUACUUUGAAAACUUUGGCUAUGUCUGAACAGAAUAUAUUAAGAAGAGUGUACAAUGUAGAAAAGAAAACAUUUAUUCCAUCUGUAUUCGGGAGCAGUAAUCGUAUGUUUAAUUCAAAUACUGAUGUACUUGUAGUCAAGGAAUCUGAAUAUUACAUGGCAUUACGUGGAGAUAUGGAUGUUGUAUGUCGUGCAGGACGUGCUAUUCUAGUUUUUUUCGAAUCAGAUGAAAAAUUGAUGGAUUUUUACAAUUCUUCUCAAUUAUCAUCGAUAAAAACCGAUGUACAAAUUAUUACAGAGAAGGUUUCUGUAAAAGAAAGAGAGCUAUGUAUUAAACGUGCUGCAUUAGAAGGUCGAAUUACGCUAUUAACGCGAACCUUUGGCCGAGGAACUGACUUUAUCUGUCGAAAUCAGCAGCUUUUAGCAAACGGCGGCAUUCAUGUACUUCAGACAUUUUUUUCAGAAGAAUUAUCUGAAGAAUAUCAAAUAAUGGGAAGAGGAGCACGACAAGGUGAUCGUGGUUCAUAUAGAAUGAUUUUAUUAGAUAAAGAGUUAGAAUGGAUUCUUGGGUCUACUUGGGAGGAUGAUCUUCCAAAAAUUAUAGGUUCUAAUCUUUACAAAAAUUUGAAUAAAGCUCGUAAUGAUCUUUAUGAGAGUAGAUGUGGUGCUAAAGAACUUUCUAUAGAACAAUGCAGACAGGAACAUGAAGCUUCUAAAAGUUUUAUGUCAUCAUUGAUUUCUGGAAAUAUUGAAGCUGUGAAAACAUUUUUAAAGAAUCAAAAUCAGGGAGCAAGUUUUGUGUCAGGUUCUUCGCGUACUGUUUUGCUUCUGGAUGCAACAGGUUCUAUGUCAAGUUUAUUAUCUGCUACAAAAGAAACAGUUUGUACUAUGUUUGAACGUGCUUCUAAUAUUCUAAAGGAGAAAAAUCUUAGCGAUUUAUUUCAGAUGCAGAUUGUCAUAUAUCGAAAUUAUAAUUCGAGAGAGAAUGAAAUUUUACAAGCGUCUGCUUGGGAGACAAAACCUAAUAAUUUAAGAUCAUUUAUGAAUACAGUCGGUCCUAAAGGUGGCAUGGGAGCAGAAGCCAUUGAAAUUGGCUUAUGGCAUGCAGUUAAAGAAAGUGAAACGCUCGAUUCAAUCUCUCAAGUAAUUUUAAUAGGAGAUGCUCCAGCAAAUAGUCAAGAAGAGGUCCGCAAAAAACGAGCAGGUUUUGGUGAAGCUUAUUGGGAGAAGACUAGAUUUGGUAAGCCAACAUAUUUUGCGUAUGAGUUAGAAAAAUUAAAAUCGAAAAAUUUACCUGUUCAUGCAUUCUAUCUUACAAGAUAUGCAAAAGAUAAUUUCAAAUAUAUUGCAAAUGAAACAGGAGGUCGUUGCGAACGAUUGAAUAUUCAUUCUCCGGAAGGUGCUGAGACGCUAACCGAUUUCGUAACAGAAGAAGUUCUUAGAAAAGCAGCAGGCGAUCAAGGAGACGCCGCGGUAGACUUAUAUAGGAAGAUAUACAAGACUUUUGCUUUUUAA
Molecule: messenger RNA, 9519 nt
Organism: Rotaria sp. Silwood2
Lineage: Eukaryota; Metazoa; Rotifera; Eurotatoria; Philodinida; Philodinidae
Source: the annotation of a GenBank genome assembly